CGAGGACUACGUACGUAGAUGCCUUCAUGAGCGUCCUUUUAGCUUUCAUAAGCCCGUGUGUGUAUUUGUGGAAACGCAACCUCGUCCUUACACUAACACCAUCAUCUUGAUAGCCUCUAAAGUCAACAAGGCACGAAAAACUGUUCAAUCGUGAGUGUGUCCCCCGAUUAAGUUCAUUGAACCAUGUUUGCCUUCCGCAACGCAUCCCGUCAAAUCUCAUGCGGGCUUCCGAUUCUGGCGGGUAGACGGUGGCAAUCCUCUUUAGGUUCGGCCACCUUCACCGAACUCCCCGAAACACAUCAAAUGCUCAAAGAUACGUGUCGUCAAUUCGCCGAGGCUGAGCUUUGGCCCAUUGCCGGAGAGAUUGACAAGACCCAGGCCUUUCCCACUAAACAGGUGAAAGCAAUGGGUGACCUUGGGCUCAUGGGUAUCGACGUGCCGGAGGAGUUGGGUGGGUCAGGUUUGGAUGCCUUGGCCUACGCUGUGGCCAUGGAGGAAAUCUCCAGAGGUUGUGCCUCAUGCGGUGUCAUUAUGAGUGCUCAUAAUUCGUUGUAUAUAGGGCCUUUGAAAUAUUUUGGGAAUUCAGCUCAACACGAGAAAUAUAUUGCUCCUUUCGUGGAUGGAUCCAAAAUUGGUUGUUUCUGUUUGUCGGAACCCGGAAAUGGUAGCGAUGCCGGAGCGGCCUCUACCACUGCCAAAGAUGAAGGCGAUUCGUGGCUGCUGAAUGGAACUAAGGCUUGGAUUACCAAUGCCCACCAAGCUGAGGGCAUCAUAGUUUUUGCCACGACGGAUAAGAGUAAAAAACACAAGGGCAUCAGUGCGUUCGUGAUACCCGCCCCAACUCCAGGACUCUCUUUGGGUAAGAAGGAGGAGAAGUUGGGGAUCAGAGCGUCUUCUACGAGCAAUGUCAUCCUGGAAGAUUGUUCCAUUCCCAAAGACCACUUGUUGGGUGAGGCGGGAAUGGGAUUCAAGAUUGCCAUGCAAACUUUGGAUUGCGGUCGCAUCGGGAUUGCCGCCCAAGCGCAAGGCAUCGCGCAAAAUGCAUUUGAUACGGCUAUCGACUAUUCUGCUAAACGACAAUCAUUUGGUGCCUCCAUAAGCAAACUCCAGAUGAUCCAACAGAAGAUUGCAGAUAUGGCUUUGCGGUUGGAACAAUCCAGACUUCUUUUGUAUAAAGCUGCUGCCUUGAAGGACGAAGGCAAAUCUUUCACCAAGGCCGCCGCCAUGGCCAAGCUCUCGUGCUCGGAAACAGCCACGUUUGUCGCUCAUCAGAGUAUUCAAGUGCUCGGUGGGAUGGGAUACGUUUCAGAUAUGUCAGUGGAGCGCAACUACCGAGACGCCCGAAUCACCGAGAUCUACGAAGGAACUAGCGAAAUUCAACGACUUGUUAUUGCCGGAAAUGUGCUGAAAGAGUACGGCUUUUAGUUGGUGAGCUUUGACCACAGAACAGAUCUAUUUUUCAAGAACCCAAGACAAUUGAAUACGACGAAAUUGAAAUGAAAUAGAUGGAAGUAUAUAUUGACCGACAAAAUUA
Molecule: messenger RNA, 1534 nt
Organism: Tigriopus californicus
Lineage: Eukaryota; Metazoa; Arthropoda; Copepoda; Harpacticoida; Harpacticidae
Product: short-chain specific acyl-CoA dehydrogenase, mitochondrial-like
Exons: 4
Coding region: 184-1425 (413 amino acids)
Biological process (GO): butyrate catabolic process; fatty acid beta-oxidation using acyl-CoA dehydrogenase
Cellular component (GO): mitochondrion
Molecular function (GO): flavin adenine dinucleotide binding
Source: RefSeq, a predicted model, not a curated record